GCUCGGCACAGCUUCAAAGAUACAUAAGUUGUGUCAAUUAAAUAUAGUAUAAAUAUAUAUUUUUUAUAAAUAAAUCCAAGUAUUAUAAAAUUAUGAUAGCUUUCGAUUUGCUUAAAAUUUGCGCUUUAUUGUUUGUUUUAUUAGCAAGUUUGCACAAAAGUACUACUCAACGAACUGUUUGUGGUCCUGCGCUGGAUGCAGUGCUCAGUACACUUUGCGUUCACGGCUUCAAUACGAAAUUUAAGAAAUCAUUGGAAUGGAGUGACCAUGGCACCAAUGACCUGGUCGAGGAGCUGCCUUUCCCCUAUGCAAACUCACCUUUUUUAGCCAAGAUUCAUGGCGGCCAAGUUGAUACAUUGGCUAAAACUCGUCGUCGUCGUCAGGGCGUAUACGACGAAUGUUGCAACAAGGGAUGCACAUACAACGAGAUUUUAUCCUAUUGCAAUAGAUAUGAAGAUUUAAUAAGAAACCGUAGCUUGUAAUGUAAUGCAAAAUAUAUAGUUUGCAGGAAUAUAGCUACGCAUUUUUACACAUAUGUAUAACAUUGAAAAAUUCUAAUGUUAUACUUAUAAUUUUUCCUUUAUAAUAAAAUUGUAAAACUGAGAAAACUAAAAUACAU
Rhagoletis pomonella (apple maggot) is the source of this 619-nucleotide messenger RNA. RefSeq names its product probable insulin-like peptide 3. Bases 93 to 482 code for a protein of 129 amino acids. The record is from RefSeq and is a predicted model, not a curated record. Gene Ontology annotation, molecular function: hormone activity. The transcript is spliced from 2 exons. Gene Ontology annotation, cellular component: extracellular region. NCBI's taxonomy places the organism in Eukaryota, Metazoa, Arthropoda, Insecta, Diptera, Tephritidae.